Molecule: messenger RNA, 945 nt
Organism: Epinephelus fuscoguttatus (brown-marbled grouper)
Lineage: Eukaryota; Metazoa; Chordata; Actinopteri; Perciformes; Serranidae
Product: olfactory receptor 2K2-like
Exons: 1
Coding region: 1-945 (314 amino acids)
Biological process (GO): G protein-coupled receptor signaling pathway
Cellular component (GO): membrane
Molecular function (GO): G protein-coupled receptor activity; olfactory receptor activity
Source: RefSeq, a predicted model, not a curated record
AUGAUGGAUAAUGUUUCAAUAAUUACUAUGUUUACUCUGUCAGGAUUAAAUGGGACAUCAAACUACAGAAUCACUCUCUUUGCUCUCACUCUGUUGUGCUACUGUGUGAUUUUGCUGGUAAAUUUAACUAUUAUUUUAACAAUUAUUGUGGACAGAAAACUUCAUGAGCCUAUGUAUAUAUUCUUGUGUAAUCUGUGUAUUAAUGGACUUUAUGGAACAGCAGGCUUUUACCCCAAAUUCCUCAUGGAUCUUCUGUCUACCACUCAUGUCAUCUCUUAUGCUGGAUGCCUUCUGCAGGGUUUUGUGUUGCACUCUUCCGCUAGUGCUGACUUCUCUUUUCUAGCUGUGAUGGCCUAUGACAGAUAUGUGGCUAUAUGUCGUCCUCUGGUGUACCACUCUGUGAUGAAUAAGCAGAGAGUGUGUGUGUUUGUGUUUUUUGCUUGGCUUGUUCCGUGUUACCUGUUGUUCAUGAGCACAAUAACAACAUCACUGCCGAGGUUAUGUGGCUCACACAUACCGAAGAUUUACUGUGUUAAUUUCUUAGUUUCUAAACUAGCUUGUUCUGCCUCCAUAGCAAGCAUUAUUAUUCCAGCUUUUAAUUAUACUUUUUAUUUUGGCCAUUGUAUGUUUGUUGCCUGGUCUUAUAUAUAUCUGAUCAAAACAUGCACAACAUCCAGAGAGAACAGGAGUAAAUUUAUGCAGACAUGUGUGCCACAUUUAUUCGCUUUAACAGUUGUUGUUGCAUCUUUGCUUUUUGAUUUGUUGUACAUGCGAUUUGGCUCAGAGGAGUUAUCACAAAGUGUCCGUAAUUUUAUGGCUAUGGAAUUUCUCAUUGUUCCUCCAAUUAUCAAUCCUUUGAUAUAUGGUUUCAAAUUGACACAAAUUAGAAACCGAAUUCAAAGUUUUAUGUGCAGGAAAAGUUCAGUUAUUAGACUGAAGUCAUGA